AGAAAUUACCUAAGGAAUGAAACCCAGAAAAUGAAACCAGAAAAUGAAGCUCCUCUGGAAGCUCGGUGAUCCUUCCUUUCAACCACCGUUGUUGCCCCCUUUCUUCUCCAGUAAAUCCCCUUCUAUUGCUUUCAAAAACUCAGACGAAACUCCCCAAGUGCAGAGCCGCAGGAUUGGGGAUGAGGCCCGGUGUGCAGGGAGGCAGGGGCGUGGAGUGCUGAUGAUGGCUCGGGCGUGCAGGGGCAUCAUUGCCGGCAGUGGGGGCGUAGAGUGUAGGAGGCGCGGCAGAGUGCAGGCUGGGGUGCAGCAGGGCAAGCAGUGGCGCAGCAGGGCGCAGCAGCAAGGGCACAGGCAUAGCAGAGUGCAGGCAAUCUGGUGCAGAGCAAGGGGAUCUUGUGCAGAGCGCAGGAACUGGUGCAGAGCAAGGCUGGUGCAGGAAGAAAGGCUGGGUGCAGGAGCUAGGGGGCGCGGUAGAGUGCAGGCUGGGGUGCAGCAGGGCAACAGAGGGGGAAUCUGGGCGCAGAGGCGAAGGGAUCUGGUGCAGGGGAAGGCUGGCGCGGUGCAGAAGGGAGAGGAAGCUGAUUCGGUGCAGAGGAGGGCUGGCGCGGUAGGGGCAUGAUGGCUCGGGCCUAGGCGGUUGCAAGCGGCAAGGGGCUGGUUCGGGAGAGAGAAAAGUUUAAGAAAAAAUGGAAGAAGAAGGGGAAGGUUCGAGGUGCCUUCCCCACCCUUUUUUUUUUUUUUUUUUUUUCUAUUUUUAUGGUUAUUUGGGUUUUGGGUUUGGGUAAUUGUGGGUUUGGUUUUGGUGGGUUUUGGUUUUUGGGUAAUUGGGCUUGAGUUUGGGUUUUGGGUUUGGGUUUUUGGGUUUAACUUUGCAUUUCACCCCUCUAACUUUCAAUU
This is a messenger RNA of Rubroshorea leprosula, 897 nucleotides long. The record is from the annotation of a GenBank genome assembly. NCBI's taxonomy places the organism in Eukaryota, Viridiplantae, Streptophyta, Magnoliopsida, Malvales, Dipterocarpaceae.